This is a messenger RNA of Paraphaeosphaeria sporulosa, 2366 nucleotides long. RefSeq lists its product as uncharacterized. NCBI's taxonomy places the organism in Eukaryota, Fungi, Ascomycota, Dothideomycetes, Pleosporales, Didymosphaeriaceae. The record is from RefSeq and is a predicted model, not a curated record. The transcript has 6 exons. The coding region runs from base 235 to 1929 and encodes 564 amino acids.
GCCAGGUCUCGGGUCAACCGCAGCCUCUCUCUAAAAAAGCGCGCUGCGGGCACGCUCUUCAUCCCCCACUCACCGAACAACCCAUCCAACGCCAUCGCGUACCAUCACCACAACCGACGCGCCAUCAACUCCAAAACAUUCUCGACGCGCCCCACCUUCCCGGCGAGCAAUUCGCGCCUUCAGCCUCCACCCACGCGUCGUCACCACGGUCGCACCGUAAGCACAAUCAGCACCAUGGCUGAAGAGGCCGCUACACCCGUCACCGUCGAUGCUACCAAGGCUGUCGACGAGCCGACGCGUCCCGUCGACGCUGCAGAGCCUGCAACGACCGCUGAGGAGAAGCCGUCGGACAGCGGUGACGUACCCGCAGACGCGCCUGUCCAUGACCAAGCACCUGAGGCUGCCGCCGCGACCGCCGACCAAGCCGCCAAAGACGAUGCGACCGACGCGAAGCCCGAUGCAGCAGCAGCAGAGGGUAGUGGAGAUGCCGCCGCUUUUGAAGCAUUGACGGCUACGAAUGGCACCCCGGCCUCUAGCAAGAAGGCAAACAAGGGACGCAAGUCCGCCGGGGGUGUCCCCGAGCACAAGGGCAAGAAGACGCCCAACAAGAAAGGCAAGAAGGAGGUCAAACUAAAUCUGAAUACAAAGCCGGGUGAUAUGUGGAUGGUCGCCAUGCGCGGUUACCAGCCGUGGCCCGUCGUCGUCGCCGAUGAGGACAUGCUGCCCGAGUCGCUGCUCGCAAAGCGUCCGGUCAGCGCCAUACGCAUCGAUGGGACAUAUCGCGAAGAUUUUGAAGAAGGUGGCAAAAACGCCAAAGACCGGCGAUACGCUGUCAUGUUCCUGGGCACAAACGAAUUUGCAUGGCAACCGAACACCGAUCUAAUACCGUUCGACCUCGACGCAAUCAAAAAGGAGGUUGAAUCCGGAAAUUCUGCGAAGAAGAAUAAGCAAUUGUGGGAAGCGUUCCAGAUUGCGGCUGAGGGUCACGACCUGAACUACUUCAAAGAUGUCCUCGUGAGCCACGAGCAGGCCAUACAAGAGGACGACCUGAUAAAGGAGGCGAAGCGCGAGGAAAAGGCAGAGAAGGCUGCUAAAAAGGCGGCCAACAAGCGCAAGAGUACCGCUGCCGUGGACGACGAGGAUGUUGAGAUGGGAGACGCCGACGACACAACUGCAGCCUCUGCGAAGAAGGCCAAGCCUUCAAAGAAGCGCAAGAAGGAGGAUAGCGACGGCGAUGAUGAGAAGCCUGCAAAGACUCCAAAGACUACGCUGAAACUAACCACCAAAAAGACGCCUGCUAAGGAAUCUAAGAAGUCCAAGGCGGCUGCGAAAGAGGACUCUGAGCCAGCCCAGCCCGAGGAGCCGCCGAUGACUGAGGAGGAGCGUCUAGAAAAGCGUAAGAAGACAGUCCUCUACCUCCGCCAUCGCCUGCAGAAAGGCUUCCUUACUCGCAACCAGCCACCAAGGAUCGAAGACAUGUCAGCUAUGUCCGGAUAUAUGGCUCAACUCGAAGAGCUUCAGAGUCUCGAGCCUGAGAUUAUCAAAGAGACCAAGGUCCACAAGGUCCUGAAGGGCAUCUUGAAACUCGGCUCGAUUCCCCGGGAUGAGGAGUUUAAGAUCACGUCGCGCUCGCAUGAGCUGCUCACCAAGUGGGGUACCCUGUCUGGGGGAGAGGACGCCGCCGACGAGGCCGCAGCACCUGCCACGAACGGUAUCAAGCCCGAGGAGAAGAAAGCUGAAUCGCCCGCAGAGGAGAAGAACGAGGAGAUCGCACCCGCCGUCACUGAGGAGGCGAAGCCGAAGGAUGCCGAUGGGGACGUUGCGAUGGCUGAGUCUGCUCCAGAGCCCAAGGAGGAUGCACCGGUGGCUGAGACCAAUGGUGACGCUGAAGCCGAAAAGGCAGAGGCUGCUGUGGAUACUGUGGCUUAGUGGAAAGUUCGUUGGUCCCCCCAUCGAAACGGUCCUCUCGACCUGGCAUGCGAUCUUUCCCACCUUUUCUUAGCAGAUGCGAUUCCUCGACUUAGCACCUGACCUAUUUGCUCUCGAUCUCGAUCCUUCCUGGUUGUGGAGUUCUCGGCUUUGUUUGAGUCUUGCCUGGGUCUCUGCAACGACCUGGAAGGCGGCUCCAACCUUUGAUUCCGCCUGCUAGAAGAGCAGGCGGGUCGUAUACAUGUGUACAUAUUUGACGCACACGGAUGAACGGGCAGGCGAAUGGAUGGGCGGAAGGAUGGUUUUCGGAGCAGUCUACGAUAUGAGGCGAUGGAUUUGCUGGAAGCAAGCGUGCGUGCGAGCGAUAUUCUUCGAGUAUUAGUACGGCCAUGGAGUCAGCGAAAGUAGCCUGUGCAGAUAUUAAAAUUGUUCUACCU